Messenger RNA from Gadus morhua (Atlantic cod), 1342 nucleotides. RefSeq names its product hydroxysteroid (11-beta) dehydrogenase 1-like a (gene hsd11b1la). Gene Ontology annotation, cellular component: intracellular membrane-bounded organelle. The transcript has 6 exons. Bases 172 to 1035 code for a protein of 287 amino acids. Gene Ontology annotation, molecular function: oxidoreductase activity. Lineage: Eukaryota; Metazoa; Chordata; Actinopteri; Gadiformes; Gadidae. The record is from RefSeq and is a predicted model, not a curated record.
GCCAACACAGUGGGCGUGAACGCACCUUGACUCGCAGUUCACUGACCUCUUUUUCACAACGCUCAUGACGCAACUGUCACAGUGCUUGGGAUUCCCAGUUCUUCCAAACAAUUCGAUUCAAUCUUUUCUAACAAUAUAACCCUUAAAUAAGAGAGAUCACUUUUAUUUACAAUGAGAACUUUUACCAAGCUCUUCUUAGCCAGUGUAAGUGUUGUGCUGAUUGCUAAUAGAUGGAAUGCUCCUACUUUUGAUCCGGAAUCUCUAAAGGGGGCCAGGGUGCUGGUGACGGGAGCCAGCACAGGUAUCGGUGAGCAGAUGGCAUAUCACUAUGCCCGCUUUGGUGCCCAGAUAGUGAUCACUGCAAGGAGGGAGCUCGUACUGAAACAGGUGGCCGAGCGGUGUCUGAGUCUGGGGGCUCAGAAGGCACUCUACAUAUCAGCCGAUAUGUCCAGCGAGUCUGACCCGGAUAAAGCUCUUAGCUUCGCCUUGGACCAGUUGGGAGGACUGGAUUACCUGGUCCUCAACCACAUCGGGCCGAGCCCCUUCAGCAUGUGGGACGGGGACGUGGAGCACAUCAGGUGGAUCAUGAAGGUGAAUUUCUUCAGCUUUGUCAAGAUGGCCUGGAAGGGCCUGGAGGCUCUGGAGAAGAGUAAAGGAUCGCUCGUCAUCGUCUCUUCUCUUUUAGGUAAGAUGGCCAGUCCGUUCGUGGCUCCCUACACCUCCACCAAGUUUGCCUUGAACGGCUUCUUUGGGUCCCUGCAACACGAGCUGGCCAUGAAGAACAGCAACGUGUCCCUCACCAUAUGCACACUGGGACUCAUCGACACGGAUAAUGCCAUGGAGAAAGUCAAGGGAAAGACUGACGUGCCAGCAUACCCGGCCGUAGACGCCGCCUUGAGCAUGAUUGUUGCGGGCGCAACGCGUCAGCCUGAGGAUUACUACCCAUGGUUCACCUUCUAUGUCGCCGCCACCAAGGACUGGUUUCCCAGCAUCACACGCUACACCAUACGCAACAGUUACACAUACGAGCCCUGAAUGCAGGUUCAUUAAACAAAUGAUCAUGUGGUGUUUACAUUUUGUUGGAUGAGGUCAUUCAAAGCGACCUAAACUGAUUUCCAGUACAUAUAGGUUUACACAUAUAUGCCCACACAUAUAGACCUACACACAUAGGCCUAGACAUAUAGGCCUACAUACAUAGGCCUGGAUAUAUAGGCCUACACACACGAUCCAACCCAGUAUCUGUGGAGUGGGGGUCAGUGAACUGUUUCAACCGUUUUAACUGUUUUAAUGUAUUUUAUUAUGUGCAUUGUCAUGUAUUCUAUGACAAUGGGGACUGGCCGGA